AUGGGAGCUGGACACACAGGAAGGGAAGAGUCGAGGUGGCCCCACCAUGUAUUAGGCAGAUACUACUGAAGUUAUAUCAUGAGGUGAUGCAUCAGGGAAGGCAAAGCAUGAUCACAACCCUCCAGCAGGUCUGGUGGUAGCCAGGGAUGGGCGAGGAUGUUGAGAAAUUCCGCCGCCAUUGUAUCAUUUGUGUCCAGCAUAACCAUGGUAAGGGCAGAAAGCUACAACUGGCAGAUCAGCCUCAGCCGAGGGGACUCUGGGAAAACAUCCAGAUAGACUUCACGGGGCCCCUGACAAAAAGCAGGGGGAGAAGCUACUGUCUAGUAAUUAUGGAUCACUUCACCCGGUGGGUAGAGGCUUUCCCAACAAGGGACUGCACCGCCCGCACCGCUGUAUGGAUCCUAGUUCAGGAAAUCCUCCCAAGGUGGGGAACCCCAGUCCAGGUGGAUUCAGAUCAGGGAGCACAUUUCACGGGGAAAGUGAUGAAGGAAAUGUGCUGACUGCUAGGGAUUCGACAGCGGUUCCACGUACCCUACAACCCCCAGAGUUCAGGGAUGGUAGAAAGGAUAAACCAAACAAUCAAGAAUGCGUUAGCCAAAGCUACAGCUGAGACAGGAAAGACAUGGGUUGAUGUAUUACCAGGAAUCCUGAUGAGACUGUGUGCAACCCCGAACUGCACGUUGGGUCUCAGCCCCUACGAAUUAUUGAUGGGGCAAGCAAUGCGACUCCCUUGUGGGGUAAUGACGGGUUGCUGAGAGCCUGGGGCUUACAGGGAUAGAAUGACCCAACAUGUGAAAGACCUUUGUAACCAACUUAAAGUGUUAAAGGACUGAGCGAAACAACAGCAGCGAAUCGCUGAUCAGAGAGAGCCAGAGGGAAAGGAGAUAGUCCUUCUACAGCCCUGCGGCCAAGUUAUGGUGAGGGUGCUGCCGGAAUGGCCGGGGUUUGCCCCCAGAUGGAUAGGACCACAGACGGUACUCCUAACCAAUGAUACUUGUGUCUGUGUGCAAACUCGGUGAGGCAGCCCCUGGAAACACUGGACUCAGGUUAAAGCAUACAACUCACCUUCUUGUUGCUCCCACAGACAGAGUGGGGGACCAAGUGUACCCAGUAACCAUGUAAUUACAGAGAACCUAAGAGAGGAACACCAGCCGGCCAUGCCAGACCAGACCACAGCUGAUGAAAACAUAUCCGGAGGAAAUGCAAAGGCAGAAAACGCCGAGAUCGUGGCAGAAGACACUAAGAGCUUGUUGGAAAACCAUGAAUAGCCUGCUAAAGUGUGAUGAUGAUGGUACUCUGUAUUGAAGGCUGGUUGCUGAAGGUAGAUAAUUAGUUUAAUAGCAUAGAAUAGGAAAAAAAUUGGAAAAUAGACGGGGAGGCAUCCUUAAGUUAAAGCAGAGGCAGCAAGUUCCACAACUUAGAUGGCAUUUAAGACUGCACACGGCAUCUGAAGGCAGCCACCCUCAGUCUGAAUGAGGAGCUGGGCCCUUUCAGCAGUUGGGCCAGUGAUUGACCGGACAGUUCGGAAGGGGGUGCCACCGGGGAGAGGUCCUUGCAGACAUUUACAUAGAGGCCACCCCAACCCAUUCCCAUAGAUCUAUGAGAGGGCCUAUCGGUGCUCCUGGAAAGAGAGUUUUAGUGACCAGAGAAUGAAGGGCUGAAGACCAAGCAAUGUGAUUGCAGUCAGCCUGCAGGGAAAGAGCCGACAGGCACACGAAAGAAGCCGCAUUUCUAAAGACUUGUUCAAAUUUCUGGAACAGCCUCUCUGUUUAACAUUUGGUAGAUAGUGAUUAGGGAAUGCUAGGGUAGAUAUCGAGGCACACAAAAUUGGAGAAUUUCGAGGCAGGGCAUUUUUUUGCUGCCCUAUUUGAGUAGAUCCUCUUAGGUCGGCCUUUCCUGGUACAAAUUUAUUUUUGUCCAGGAGGGCCAAGAGGAGGGACUGUCAGAGUGAUUUUUGGGUUUAGGUCAUUUACAUUUAGCAAAUGGCUUUGGCCGCCAGUCUUCUGUUCCCUGACUGUCUACUGUGGAUUUGGUUUGUAGCAAUGCAUUUCCUAAAAGCUGUGAAUCCCAGUCCAUUUGUAACAGUGCAUUUCCUAAAAGCUGUGAAUACCAGUUCAGAUGCUGCUGGCGCCUGGGAUGGAUGUGAACCAGAUGGUGUGAAGUUUGCAUGUUGUUUUGAAGACAGUAUUAUCUAUACUUUGUAAAUAUGGAUUGCCCUUUGUGUUUAGCAAAUAAAUAUCGAGCCCCACACUGAGCCAGCAGACCUUUCCACUGAAAGCGUCUCCGUAUGAUGCCGGCUAUACCUUUUUUUUGUCGAAUAAAGAAGCUGCUUUGUAUCUACUAGUAACUCUCUCUCCGGUGAUUUCAUUCACGCAACAACAAUUGCAACCCAAAUAUUGGGUUAAGCAUUAGAACAAAAGUGUUAAUAUUUAAAAUCUGAAAUUAUGGUAUAACAAUGGCGACCUCUCUUUCAGGCAAAGAAACUUAAGUAUUUUAUUAAAUUUCUUGGCUGUGGCAUUUAAUCAGCUAUAUACUGAUGAUUGUCUCUCGCAAAUCUGAAACAAUUAAGAUACUGUUCAACGAAUGAGAGAGGAACCAGAGGACAUGCUAAGCUAAUUCACAAGAAGUUGAGUUGGCUCAUUAUCGUCUGAGGAUCAUGAUUUCGACCCUACAGCAGAAAUGCUAGUGCAUGAUUACGAUGAUGAGCGAACACUUGAAGAAGAGGAAAUGUUAGAGGGAGGGAAGAAUUUCACAUCAGAAAUUGAAGAUUUGGAAAGGGAGAGCAACAUGCCACUCGAUGAUUUGCUGGUACUCUAUGGAUAUGAUCCUCCUGUUCCGGUGUUAGAAAAUGAAAAUCCAGGGAGUUCUCCAAGUGAACUUGCUGAUGAGUUACCUGACAUGACUCUUGAUAAGGAGGAGAUAGCAAAAGACUUACUUUCAGGUGAUGAUGAAGAAACGCAGUCUUCUGCUGAUGACUUGACUCCAUCUGUAACUUCUCAUGAAACAACUGAUUUAUUUCCCCGACAUUUAAGAUCAAGCACUGUCUUUGAUGGUGAUAAAGAAUCUGAAGAUGAAGAAGGACAGGAUGAUUGUGUUCCUUCUGAAGAUUUGAAAAAGGAAAUAAUGGUGGGUUCAGAGUACCAAGCUGAAAUUCCAUCAACGCUUUGUAAAUAUAAAGAUGGAGAUAAAGUCUAUGAAAAUGAGGACCAGUUACUCUGGACUCCCUAUUUGCUUCCUGAAAGUACAGUAAAGGAGUUCUUGCAUGAAGUAGCUAAGAGAUCUGCAGAUGAGAAAGGUGUUGGUAGUAUACCUGAAGAGACGCAUGUAAGGGACAAUGAACAGGCACUCUAUGAACUUCUAAAAUGUAACUACGUUGUUAAAGAAGCACUUGGAAAUUACCGUUCAAAUAUAAAGAUUGCACAAGAUGACCAGUCAGCUUGGACAGAAGAGGAAUGCAGAAACUUUGAACUUGCUCUUCGACUUUAUGGCAAAGAUUUUCACCUAAUACAAGCUAAUAAGGUCAAGAAUCGCUCUGUAGGGGAAUGUGUGGCUUUCUACUACAUGUGGAAAAAGUCUGAAAGAUACGACUAUUUUGCUCAGCAAACUAGAUUUGGGAAGAAGAGGUACAAUGUUCAUCCUGGAGUUACGGAUUACAUGGAUCGCCUUGUAGACGAGGCUGAGAUGGGAAUGUUAAGUCGAUCAAUACAUUCUCCAUCUAUUUGUUCUUCUGUCAGUAGACCUGAACCAAUUUCUGAUCAGCAUAGUCUAAUGAGCUCUGGACACGAGUUUUCUGCACUGACCAGCGUGAGUACACCUUGCAGCGCUGCCGAUGUGAACUGUUUGGAUUCAUAUAAUUUUCAUCCAGUGGAGAGUUUACACACCAAGGGACCAACUACCCAUGUGCCUGCUUUAAUAGACGAGUCACUUGGUUUGCCUACAAAUGGUGACACAGACUGUCUAAAUUUAUUUGAGACUGGAUUCUACCAUUCUGAUUUAAACCAGAUAAACAUGUGCAACAGUGAGUCUGAAAGACCGGCAAAGAGAUUGAAAAUGGGGAUUUCUGUUCAAGAAUCUUUUAUCAAUGACCUUUCUGUAAAUAACCUGGAUGUGGAUUUUGAAAAUCACACACAUCACAUCACUAGUGCCAAAAUGUCUGUUUCUGUUGCAGAUUUUAGCAGCUUGCCUAGUAGUGAAGCAAAUGGCUUCAUUAAUCCCUGUGCACUACACCAGCAUACGGCUCUCCAAUCAGAGUGACUCCAUUGAAACUUCUUCUGAAAUGGUGGUAUGCAGUAAUGUUGAGCUUGGUGGAUGAGCCAUCGAGAUUGUUCAGUCAUUCACUGGAAGUUUGAAUUUUUUUACUAUGACAUCAGUGAUGUCUUUUUACCUAUAGAACUUUAAUCUUGAUUUCUCAAGAGUUAAAUAGCCAUUUAUUUUCAGUCCCUAGUAACAUAGAAAUUUGAGAGAUUAUGUUCAUAUAGCAGAGUUGGGGACUUAAAAUUGAACUUUACGACACAGUCCUGAAUUCUCACGCUAUUGCAUCUCCUUUGUAGUUGAAGAACCAUUUCACCUCCUGACACCACCUUUGGGAAUCUGAAACAAUAGAAAUGGCUUCCAUGAAUGCACACUACUGUCACAGUAGUGGGUAUAGAGGAAUACUAAUGUUUACAGGUACCUGGCCUUGUCCCUGGCUAAUGUAGCAUUUUGGAAGUGAACUGUGCACAACCUGUGCAAAGACCUGCAUGAACAGAGCCUUCUCAUCCAUUCACUUAAAACAGAGCACUUCAGUUUAUGGUGCCAUGAGCGCAUCCUUUGGAAGAAAAUUGAUGGAUGAAAUACAAGUGGGAGAAAGCCUACAGACUUGCAAAUGUUGGGCAUGGCUGCCAUCUGUAAACGGGUUGGAACUACUGCCAGAUUUCUGUGCUGAGAAACUUUUCAAGCUUUUAUUGAUUAGAUUAAAUAUUGAAUUUUGUGAUAAUUGUAUAUUUGUUUUUUUAAAAGACUUUAAAGAUUGUAUUAUAGUGUAUCUCAAACUGCGCAGUGCAUUAUAUAUCUUAUGAGAUUUCCUGGGGCAGCUGAAAUCGUCUCGACACAACUUGGGACUUGCCACUUUUAAUCACAAUUCUGUUUGACACUUAAGCCAUCUUGCAGCAGUUCAUUAUGUUUUGUAUCCAUGCCCACAGUGUAAUACAGUGAAACCUUGAACCAAACGGAAGCUCUACUAUUUUGUAAUAUAUAUUCCAAAUUUUUAGUCUGUUGUAAACUUCGCAAUUUCUCUAAGUAAAAGUUUGCAAUAAAGCACUUGUUGAACUGAAACAAGAAAAUACUGAAUUUUAAAUUAUAGUAAUUAUUUGAUUAGGUGUACAGUACCUAGUAUCCAUUUUACACAGCAGGAAAUAAAAUGGUACUUUUAUCUGUAAAUUGUUGUUGAUCAUUAUCAAGUUCUGAUUAAGAAAUUUUGGAAUUCCCUACCUGGUUUAGUAUUAGAAGAUACUCGGAAUCCAGAAAGAUAAGUGUCCUUUAAGCCUAUUUAUAGUACAUUUAUUGUCACAUGUUUCAUUUUGUAGUUUUUGCAUUAGUGUUUAUUGCUUUGCUUCCUAGUUUCUAAAGACAUGUAGGUCAUUAAUAUUAAUGUAAUUCUUACUGUUGAGCAUCUGCUAAAAUUGUAGUUAAGCUCUGCUGAGUACCUAUUCUCACAUUAUUUUGUUUUUUUAAAUUACAAGAAUUUACUAUACCACAUUUGAGAAAAAUUUUACUGUUUUUCCAAGUGAUUUGAAAGUGUGACGAAGGUUAAUUAGCUGGGAUACACAACAUGAUGAACUGCUUUUGUACAAUGUAAAUAUUUACAUUCUGUCUGGAGAAUCUAUCUUCACCCUUGCCCCUAUAUUUGCACAAUCCCCUAAAACUUAGUGCAGAAAUUUUACACAAAUACUGCCAUUUUAAAUGCGCAAGAGUGAAUACUGUGGUUUGAGAGACUGAGUUGAUUUACUGUGUAGAUGAGUAUGACUGUAAAGUCAUACUAUGCUUUCAGUUUUUAAUACAGGAAUCUAGUAUGGUAGAUGAAGCUUUAGGUUCUGAGACAGUACAGAGUGGCAUAAAGGUACAAGACACAAGUAACGGGUAGCCUUGGCUCUUGCCGGUAUAGUGUGGAAUUCUGAUUCAUGUCAUCAGCUUAUAGCUUGUGUUUAUGUGCUGAUCUAUGCAUUUGUCUUCUGUGGGAUUUUUCUUUCUAAUGUUAACUAAACUCAGUCCUGUACUUGUGGAAAUGCUAUACAUAUCCCUUCAUUUAUAUAUUUGAGCGUGAUGACUGGAAUUGCAAAGGCUAGUCUGUAGUAAUGUUCACACAGAUUUAUGACUGAUCACUUGCAUCAGUUGCACUUUUUGAAAUUUUAAAACCAUUCCUAGUGCAUUAUAAAUACAGAAAUUAACUAUGCAUUCAGACUUUGUAAGGUUCCCUUGGCAAACAGUAGUGUUUUUUUUUAUUACAGGGUUUAAUUUAAAAGUUACUAUUACUGAUUUGCUUGUGAUUUUUAGAGAAAAAAUAAAAUCCUUAUUGGUAUGUAUUCUCUUGCCAGUUACAUUGAUUAACUUCUAACUGAGUAAUACAGUUUAUUUAAAAGCAUUUAGUCCAAAAUUUAAACUGUUUAACCUUUUUUGUUUGGGGCUAAUGUUAUUUACUUGUUACAAUGUUUAAAUAUUUUGAAAUGUGUUUGGCGUGUAGAAAAAAAUGUCCUUCAUCCUGCACGUUGAACAAAGAUCAUUGAAAUAUCUAUGAUACGCUACCAAAACUAAAACCAAAUUCUUAAUGGGAACUGAUAUUUUAGAAUUUUGUAAAUUUCCUUUUUUAUGUUCAUAUUAAACAGGGCAAUAAUUUGAGAGAAUGUAAUUAUGUAGAAUUUAUGCAUCUAGUAAACUACUAAGUUUAAGUUUAAAGUGUCAUGAAAUGAUGCUUGCUUCUUUCUAAAUGAGAAUCUUAUUUAACCACUGGGAUGUAGAAGAUUUGAUGUUUAUUGUCAAGCUUUGUUGACUGCUGGCCAAAGAUGAUUGUCUUUCCUUUCCAUUUUGAAAAGUCUGUUCAUAUACUAAUACAUUUAGAACUGUAACUGGUGCUGUGGUGAAUAUAGCAAUACUUCACCAAGAAAAGAGACCAUGUUUUCUCGCUAGUCUAAAUGAUUAGUUUCCUAAUAUUAACUGAUCCAGUUACUUGAAGGUUUUACUUGUUUGAUGGCUGAAGAAUAUCAAGGAUAGGUCAUUUAAAAUACUACAGUUUUUUUCUUCUUGGCUGAAGAUAACUAUCUGUAGUGAGAAAAUCUCCCAGUUGUUGAAUUUUAUGAUACUUUAUCCAAAGUCUGUAGUAUGAAUUAAAAUUACUUAUUGAAGGUAAAAUAGUGACAAGUUGAACUAACUGUAAUUGUAUACAGAAAUUUGAAAAGUUGAUACAUUGCAGAAGAGGGAGUUUGUACAAUGUUUGUGAAGAAUGAAAGCAAUGUGGUAUUGAUCAAUAUAGAUAUGCUACUUAAAUGCUUCUAGUAAAAUAAAAGCACUAGCAAUACUGUUCUGAAAAAUUGGUGCUACAGCUCCUCUUCAACUACUGUUGUAGUUAGUAAUAGAGCUGCCAGUGGGGAAAUGGGUUAUUUGUUGACAAUCAAGACAGCAUUCAGUUUUGAAGAUAUACAAGAAGAAAGCUCUAACAUUGUGUUUUGUUUUAAUAUUUGUAUAUAAAUACUGAAGGUUUUUGUUCAGCAUUAUUUUGUACUUCUGUUGUACCUUGAUGUGUGGUGUAUACCAUUUCCAGAAAUAAAA
Molecule: messenger RNA, 7800 nt
Organism: Mobula hypostoma (lesser devil ray)
Lineage: Eukaryota; Metazoa; Chordata; Chondrichthyes; Myliobatiformes; Myliobatidae
Product: mesoderm induction early response protein 3-like
Exons: 12
Coding region: 2680-4254 (524 amino acids)
Biological process (GO): negative regulation of transcription by RNA polymerase II
Cellular component (GO): nucleoplasm
Molecular function (GO): histone deacetylase binding; transcription corepressor activity
Source: RefSeq, a predicted model, not a curated record